AUGCCCUUCAAGCUGCCCCCCUGCCUUCAACCUGGCCUCCAGCUGCUUCUCCAGAAGGUGUGGGUGACCCAUCGGUCCUACAUCCUCUUUGUCUACUCCGUGAGCAUCUCUAGUUGCCUGGUGGAAGUCUUGGAAGGCAGAUCGUUGUGGCAGAUGGAAGGCUCGGAGAUCUUGGCCAAGAAGAACAAAGACGUACGUAGAGUGUUUGCAACGAGUCGCUCCAGCCCGAUUUACUUUAUAUUCAGAGCACCCAUUAAAUUAAGCAAACCAGGGGAACUCCGAGAAGAAUACGAAAACCAGCUAAGGAAGCUGAGAGAAGAAAAGCUGCAAGAAGAAAAAGCUUCAGAGGAUCCGAUUCACAAGUUCAUUCUGGAUGACGUGGACGGAGGCAAAAGAAAAAUGGAAGAGCAGCAGAAAAAAGAGGAAUCUUUAACGUUUAAAGUGAACCAAGAGUGUUUUCCUGAACGUCUCUCGGAUUCAGAGAACGAAGAACCGUUCCAGGGCAAGCAAACGCAUCGGUCGGCUUUCGUUUCCAAGACCAGUGCCUACUCCUUUGCUUUCCUUUCAGGGAACCUGACGGCCAAGGUGGAAAGGAGCCGAAGCUGCAACGACACCAUUCAGGAGAGAUCAAAAAGCAGGCAGAGAUCAACCCCGGCCAACAAAACAAAGGUCCCACCCGUCACCAGCACGUCAACGCCGCUGGUUGGAGUUUUGUCGUCCACCCAGAACAACCGUUGCCUCUCGGCCCCAGACCUGACGGCGGAGAAACGCCUGGUUCUCAACCCCGUGUCCUCCCUCUCAGCCCUUCACAAGCCCGAGAGAUCCAUCAGCCCCGAGAGCAACGACAGCAUCUCAGAAGAACUCAACCACUUCAAGCCUAUCGUCUGCUCCCCGUGUACUCCUCCAAAGAGGCUUCCCGACGGCAGAGUCCUCAGCCCUCUCAUCAUCAAAUCCACCCCGAGAAACCUGAACCGGAGCCUCCAGAAACCGACCACCUACGAGGCCAGUCCUAGAAUCCUGAAAAAAUGGGAGCAGAUAUUUCAGGAGCGUCAGAUUAAAAAGACUCUUUCUAAAGCGACUCUUACGUCCUUGGCUUCGGAGCCCGGGGAAGACGUUCUCGUUCCUGACAUCACCAACUCCAGCAGUUGCACUAAACAAGUUCAGGAUGAUCAUCUUCCACCUGACACGACAGGAGAUCCUCGCCCCGAGCUGGAUUUCUUUCCUUCCAUCAGUGAAACGAAGCCAACGAGGGGGAGUGAGAAGAGCAGAGCUCCACAGGCCUUAACCACAGAGGACAACGCUGCCGAACCAGACGUCAGAUCGAAUGUAACCUCCUUAAACACCCGAGUGUCCGAGGUCCCUGACCUGAAAGUCAACGCUUUCAUGGACAAAUCCUGUCUUAAUCUUGGCCCCAAAAUGCUGAGCAGAAGACUCAUGGGCGUCAACGCUUCGCUGCCUGACAACAGCACCCUGGGAGUCCCCGUCAAGACAUCAGGAAAAAAACAGCUGAAAUACUUAAAUAACAGCGAAUUCAUCAACGUCCAGAACAACACCUGCGGGUCCGUGGAGAACAUCAUCGGGGAACAACCCCCUUCGUUGAGAAGGGGCCGGAAAAGACGUUGCAAAACCAAGCACUUGGAACACAACGGCUCCGUCAAAAGAUUGAGGCACGGGGCAGGGGAGGGGGGUUUGGCUCCAGAGGAUCGGUUGGUCCGGGAGAUGGAGCAGAAGCUCCAGCAGGAGGAGGAGGACAGGAGGUUGGCCUUGCACCUGCAGCGCGUUUUCGACAGCGAGAACAGGACAGUGGAGAGGAGGAAAGUGCGAGUGGAUCGGUAUCUGCUGCGGUCGAAGAGCACUCUGGGUGCUAAGUAGCACUGGUGUUGGACGAUGUUGCCUUUUCUAGAGGACGAUGAGGUUUAUCAGAUUUAUCUUAUAGGAAAACUAUUUUUUUGUCAUACUUCCACCCACGGCAAUUGUUUUUGGUUUUUAUUAUUUUUUUUAUUAUUUUUUUUUGUUUGUUUUGGUGGUAAGACGUUUGUAGGUCCAGUUCAGAGAGAAGCCAGAGUCCUUUCAGAUUAACGAAAAAAAAGAAAAAAGAACCAGAGAGAGAGGAAAAAAAAUCCUCCAUUGGUCUGAAAGAAGUGUCCCUGGUCCCCGUGAAUACACUGCAACCCCUCCACGUGCAGUCGGUGACAUUUGGGUUCCCCAACUGGGAGGGUUGUGUGAGCAGGACGUGGGGUACAGGAUAAGGACCUGGUGUGGUCCUUGCCUUGUCACUUCGAUGUGCCAAGAGAAAUCUCAAGCUCUACUCAUGGGAAGUAGGUUUUUUCUCAGAAUCACAGAAACACAGAAUCUUCUAGGUUGGAAGGGACCUUCAAGAUCAUCUUGUCCAACCAUCAACCUAACUGACAAAAAUAGACCCCCCCACAACAAACAAGGAGCA
Calidris pugnax (ruff) is the source of this 2443-nucleotide messenger RNA. It is a transcript of the gene RNF169, whose product is annotated as ring finger protein 169. Gene Ontology annotation, biological process: double-strand break repair. The record is from RefSeq and is a predicted model, not a curated record. The coding region runs from base 1 to 1872 and encodes 623 amino acids. Gene Ontology annotation, cellular component: site of double-strand break; nucleus. Gene Ontology annotation, molecular function: nucleosome binding; ubiquitin-protein transferase activity. NCBI's taxonomy places the organism in Eukaryota, Metazoa, Chordata, Aves, Charadriiformes, Scolopacidae. The transcript has 7 exons.